Molecule: messenger RNA, 3017 nt
Organism: Parnassius mnemosyne (clouded apollo)
Lineage: Eukaryota; Metazoa; Arthropoda; Insecta; Lepidoptera; Papilionidae
Source: the annotation of a GenBank genome assembly
UAUAAAAAAAUCAAUCAGUUACAGCUAUACACGUGGAUUAUCGAUUUUAAAUUACAUCGGUGUUAUUCCUUAGUCAAAAUGACUACCCAAGCUAAAUGGAAAAUUGAGAAAAAUCGGAUUAUAAAUUUACCAUUAGCAGAAAAAAGGAAGUUGUACAGAACAAGUGAAUACAUAACAUUGGACGAUAUUUAUACUUGGACUAAACAUGCAAAAGAAAAUGAGCAUAUAAAAACCAAAAUUCGCACCCAAGAUGAUCUUAAUGAAUUGAAAAAGAUUAAAAUAAACCCCGAAAAGAAUGUUACACUUGCUGAAAAAGUGUCUAUUUUUAAAGGGGACAUUACAAAGUUGGAGAUUGAUGCUAUUGUAAAUGCUGCAAAUUCUCGUCUCAAAGCCGGUGGUGGAGUUGAUGGAGCUAUUCACCGUGGAGCGGGAUCAAUGUUACAGGUUAAAUAUUAAAUAUCAUAUCAUAUUAAAAUUAAAUUGGUACGACUUUCCAUUGACGUCCAACAUUUUUCUCAUUUGUGCAAGUAAGUGUAUUGAUAAAUAUUUAUAUGGAUUGAUAACUGUUUAUAAUCACAAAUAAUGGUUUAGUUCCAUUUUUGGUCUAUUUCAUUCAAUGAAAAUCUGAAUCUGCUUUUGUUGAUGCAGUGACAUCUGUGAUUUGUGCCUUUGCAUUUCUAGCGAGAGAGCCAUAGCUUUCUUACACCAAAUGAUGAUUCACCUAAUGUACUUUGUUUAGGAGCUGAUUUAAAAUUAAUAUUACUUUGUGAAAUGUAUGUAAGCUUUUUAGGAGGUAAAAUAAAAGGACCAAAAAAUUCAAGAAAUUCUGUUAAGCUGUACUGUAAGUUAUAAAAAAAACACGACUGUCAACUAGAGAGCCAGGCAGACUACUUCUAUUUAUCAUGAUCCUGGCACAACUUUCACACCUUUACAUCCAUAUACAUACCUACAUAUACAUGCUCAGUGAUAAAGGGUAUUUUUAGUUUGGUCCAUCUUUAUAUAGUAUAAAACAAAGAUGCUUCUUGCUAUCUGUAAGCUUAGAUGUUUUAAUGUCCACAACAGAUUUUGAAGCAGUUUUCAUCAAUUGACAGAUUGAUUCAAGAGGAAGCUUUAUAUAUAUAAUACAUGCAUAUUAUAAUUAUGUUAUAUUAUCUAAUUCUUAACAAAGAUCAUGUUUAAUGUCCAUGUCACACCUAUGCCGGUAGUUGUUGGGAACACUAAGCUCGAAGUUGUUGACGAGUAUGUUUACCUGGGACAAAUAGUCCGACUAGGUAAGUCCAACUUCGACCGAGAGGUCAAUCGACGGAUUCAACUCGGUUGGGCAGCGUUCGGGAAAUUACGGCACAUCUUCUCGUCAGGUAUACCUCAAAACUUGAAAACGAGACUGUACACCCAGUGCGUGUUGCCAGUGAUGACAUACGGAACUGAGACGUGGUCCUUCACUGCUGGCCGGAUGAGGAAGCUCAAGGUCGCUCAGCGAGCUAUGGAGAGGGCUAUGCUCGGAGUUUCUCUGCGUGAUAAACUCAGAAAUGAGGAUAUCCGCAGUAGAACCAGAGUGACCGACAUAGCCCAACGGAUUAGUAAGCUGAAGUGGCAAUGGGCCGGCCAUAUAGCUCGAAGAACCGACAACCGAUGGAGAAGAAAGGUUCUCGAGUGGCAGCCUCGUACCGGCAGGCGAAGUGUAGGGCGUCCCCCCACUAGAUGGAGUGACGACCUGGUAAGAUUUGCAGGAAGUCGAUGGAUGCAGGUGGCUCGGGACCGUGCUUUGUGGCGUUCUUUGGGGGAGGCCUAUGUUCAGCAGUGGACUUGUGAAGGGCUGUAAUAAUGAUGAUAAUGAUGAUCUAAUUCUUCUGUUCUUGUGUGUGUGACUAUACUCCUCCUAAAUGACUGUCCAGCCGUUUCAUCAAAAUCUCAUAUUUUGUGUGUAUUUAAGGUGAUUAGAGAAUGGUUUAGAAUCACAUUUGGAUCCGGUUGGUGGUGUUGAUGUUGAUAUCCAGAAAUCAACCGUCCAAAGCUGAGGCGGAUUGGUAGUCUUUAUUAUAUUAUCAAUUAUCAAUUUGGUCAAUAAACUUCCAUUUAUGACGUCCCUUGCUAGCACUGCCAUUCACUUCUGCAACAUAAAUUUGCUUUCUCACUCUUUCGUUAUUCAUUCUUUCUAUAUGACCAAACCACCAAAGCAUUCCAAGAUUAUAAAGCAUGCUGAAGCAUUGUUGUUUAUAAUAGUUAGUUAAAUCAUGUCAUGCAAACAUUGAUUCGAACUCCCCUACAAUUUAGGAUCAUAUUACCUGGUUAGAAAAAUUACAAUACAAACACGUACUAAUGUACAAUAUGGAUCCAUUUGCAAGAUGUUCUGGUUACUUUUCUCGCUGUUACCAUUUUGCUUUGCUUCUGAAAGUCUUAACUUGGAUUGGAUAUUUUGCAAAAUAAUUUUAUUGGAUCAGUUAUAAGCAUUGUUGCUUUUGUUACAGGAUGAGUGUAAUUCUCUGGGAGGAUGUCCCACAGGAGAGGCUAAAGUAACUAGUGCAUAUGAUUUGCCGGCUAAAUGUAAGUACCUAUAAAUAUAAAAUUUAUCACUAAUACUGGGAUGGCUAUUAUUUGCUUCCCUAUAGCAAAUUUAUUUGAAAAUAUAACUGAACAACUGUCAGACUAUUAUCUAGCAUCUAUCUCAUCAUCAUCGUCAUUACUGCCUGUCAAAGUCCCACUGUACCGUGAAGUGGCAGUGUAAGAAUAUAAAAUGCAUCAUAUUGUUUGCUGGGUAUCAUAAGAGGGUACAUAUGAAAAUCAGGUGAUGUGCAACAGUGUCUUAUAAAGUAACGAAACUAGUAAUGCACUUCGCCGAGGUACAACGUCCAUGGUUGCCGCGCACAAAAUGAACGUUCGUUGGCGGAUCGGCUGCCGCGCGCGGCUGCUUCGCUGUAGUUGAAUUGUACGCUAAAAUUGGCUCGCGAGCUAAAACAAGUUUGCCGCGGAUGAACAAUGCUCUCGCGGAAGUCGAUACACAGCUUAAUAACUACUAG